AUGCGCUCGUCUGCUGUCGUCGCACCGGAGCCUUGCCACAGCGGAGAGGAAGACAGCGCGCUGGCCCAGGCUGGCACGGGCAUGAGGGGGUCAGCACUGCUCUGGGCGGGCCCCGGGGUGGGCUGCAGCGGGCCGCGGAGAGAGAAGGAGGAGGAGGUGGAAGAAGGAGAGCCACAAGUUCAGCUCGAGGCCCGGGAGCUUUGGAGGCAGUUUGACCAGUGUGGCACCGAAAUGGUUAUAACCAAGUCAGGAAGACGCAUGUUUCCUCCUCUCCGCAUACGCUGCUUCGGCCUUGAGCCCAAGUCAAAGUACAUGUUUCUGCUGGACAUCGUGGGAGCGGACGACAGUCGCUACAAGUUCCACCAGGGGCGCUGGAUGGUGGCGGGACAGGCCGAUCCAGAGCUCCCCAAACGCAUGUACAUCCACCCAGACAGCCCCUCCAGUGGACAGCAGUGGAUGAACAAGGUCAUCAACUUUCACAAGGUCAAACUCACCAACAACAUCUCCGACAAGCAUGGAUUUACCAUCCUGAACUCCAUGCACAAAUACCAGCCCAGGUUCCACUUGGUGAAGGCCAGCGAUGUGCUGACGCUGCCGUACAGCACCUUCAGGAGCUACGUGUUCACUGAGACACGCUUCAUCGCCGUCACGGCCUACCAGAACGACAAGAUAACGCAGCUGAAAAUAGACAAUAAUCCAUUCGCCAAGGGGUUUCGAGACACAGGCAACGGGAGACGAGAGAAGAGGAAGCUGGCACAUGCCUCAGAGCAACGCAAAGAGCUGAGGAAGAGUGACCGACAAGAGCCAGGCCCCGCCCUGCACUCAGACAGCUCCAAGUCAUCAGCGGAGGGAGUGUAA
Knipowitschia caucasica is the source of this 858-nucleotide messenger RNA. NCBI's taxonomy places the organism in Eukaryota, Metazoa, Chordata, Actinopteri, Gobiiformes, Gobiidae. The record is from the annotation of a GenBank genome assembly.